Messenger RNA from Aphidius gifuensis, 2159 nucleotides. RefSeq names its product protein O-glucosyltransferase 2-like. Lineage: Eukaryota; Metazoa; Arthropoda; Insecta; Hymenoptera; Braconidae. Gene Ontology annotation, molecular function: glucosyltransferase activity. Gene Ontology annotation, cellular component: endomembrane system. The record is from RefSeq and is a predicted model, not a curated record.
CAAUAAAUAUAAAUAAACAAUAAGUAAAAUAGGAUAGACAGUUGAUAGAUAAGAUUAUUAUUAACAAUAAUGAAAUAUAAUUUAAUAAUUAUUAGUUUAAAUGAAGAGUGAAAGGCAGCAUGAUAAAUCAUGCUCGAAUCCAAAAACUCCAAAAAGUCAAAAUAAUUUUAAACAAUAAACAUUGAUAUAUUUAUAAUAAAAAAUAUUAUUCAAAAACGUAUAACAACACGCAGGUAUAGUUUAUAAUAUUUACUUUAAAAAAGAGCAUUAAAAUAAUAUUAAUUUCAACGUUAAACUUUGACAACAAGCCGGUGCAUAUCAACAAGUGUUUGACAAGAUUUUAGUUGGAGUUAUUUUCAUUGAUUGAUGAAAAAGAAAAUAAACAUCACCAAUGGAUUUUGUUGUGUUAUUAUUUUUUGUAAUAUACUGCUUGUCAACAUCAUCAAGUGAACAACAUGACAACAAAAAGAUUGAUCCAAGCAAGACCAUUGCCUGGGGUCCAGGUUUAUCACCAUCAAGAAUCACAAUGAGAAGUAGAUAUUUCUUCCUUCAACUUAUUCAUACAGAUGGAACAAAGUAAGUGCCAUUUCUUCAAACACCUGAAAAUUCAAUUGGUCAUUCAUGCAGAAUAUGGAAGAAUAUUUUGGACUGCAAAGAUGGAAGUUUUAUUAUUCGUUAUCGUGUGUAUGAGACGUGCUAUGAUCUCUCUAUCAAAGUCAGGGUGAAGAAUCAAAUCAUCCAUUCAGCCUCGAGCCUUUCAAAAGGUCCAGUUUAUGAGGAAGAGUGUUACUGUCCUGUUGCCUCAAUAAGUGACUGGAAAAAUCAAGCAGAAUGUCAAGAUAAUUAUCCAAAAAUAAUUGAUGAUAUGAAGUCAUUUGCUAGUAUUGAUUUUGAUGUAGUUAGAAAUCAAGUUAUCAAGGAAUUUGAUAGACCAACAAGUGUCAGCAUUUGUCACUAUGUCAUCAAAAAUAAUAGGAUUUAUCGUAAAUGUUAUGGACAACAUGUAGGAUUUAAAAUGUUUUCCGACUCAAUUCUCUUGUCACUGGCAAGAAAAGUUGUUCUACCUGAUGUGGAAUUCUUCAUGAACCUUGGUGAUUGGCCCUUGGUCAAAAAAACAAAGACACCGUAUCCAAUAUUUUCUUGGUGUGGAUCAGAAGACACUGGUGAUAUUAUUUUUCCAACUUAUGAUAUCACUGAGUCAUCAAUUGAAAAUAUGGGCAGGGUAAUGCUGGAUAUGCUAUCGGUGCAGGGCAACACUAAAGUCCCUUGGGAAAAAAAAAUAAACAAAGUAUUUUGGCGAGGAAGAGACUCGAGAAGAGAAAGACUUGAUUUGAUUGAUAUUGCCAGGAAAAAUCCAGAUUUAUUUAAUGUUUCGAUAACAAAUUUCUUCUUUUUUCGUGAUGAAAUUGACAAGUAUGGACCUGGUGAACGUCAUGUGUCUUUUUUUGAUUUUUUUAAGUAUAAAUAUCAGCUGAAUAUUGAUGGAACAGUUGCUGCAUAUCGUUUUCCUUAUCUUCUUGCUGGUGAUUCUCUGGUUUUUAAACAAGAGUCUGGCUACCAUGAGUUUUUCUAUGAUCAAGUAAAACCGUACGAGCAUUAUGUUCCAGUCAAACAUGACUUGAGUGAUCUUGUUGAAAAAAUAAACUGGGCUAUUGAUAAUGAUGAUGAAGCUAGAAAAAUUUCGAAAGCUGGAAGAGAUUUGAUGAGGAAUAUUGCUCUUCCUCGAGAUAUUUUUUGUUAUCAUUUGUCACUUCUUCAUGAGUGGAGUAGGAGGAUUAAAAGUGAAAUAAGAGUGCUGAAAGGAAUGGAAGAAGUUCCUCAACCAGAACAUAAUUGUCCUUGUGUAAAAACUCGAGAGAGCAGUAAGGAUAAUGUUCAAACCAAAGAUGAGUUAUAGAAUAGACUUUAAUUCUUGUUUGUAAAUUUUAUUUUUUAUGGGGAGGGCCAGUUAUAAAAGCUGAUGGAUUAAGUCGUUUGAGUAAUUAAAUGAGGGUGUAAUUAUUUAUAGUAUAAUAGAGGGAAAAUACGUGUUUCCAACACCAGGUGUCGAAAGGUAUUUUUUUUUUUUCAAAGGAAGUUUUAUUACAAGAGUUAACAUACUUGAACUUGUUAAAGAUCGCGAUGCAAUAUUCAGUGUUAAUAUUAUCCAUAUUAACUAA